Molecule: messenger RNA, 2715 nt
Organism: Topomyia yanbarensis
Lineage: Eukaryota; Metazoa; Arthropoda; Insecta; Diptera; Culicidae
Exons: 5
Coding region: 293-1228 (311 amino acids)
Source: RefSeq, a predicted model, not a curated record
GCUAAAAUAGUUAGUAAUGGGAUUUGUAUUGUCAAUAAUUAUGGAUAAUGCUCUGAAAUGGCGUAGAAUAUGUGUCACGGAAAAAAUGAAUUGCUCGAACAUCACGCUUUGACAGUUGAAUUGUCAACUAUUCGAGUAGUGUUGGGGAAAAGUCAACCAAAAGAAAAAAGUAUAAAAUUUUCACCAUCGCCAUUUUGUUAUACGCGAGUAAAUUUUGUAGUGACGAAAAAAUGUACCUGCAUCGAUACUAAUCAACCUAUUUCUCCAAUGUCCAAGCCAUAAAAUCAAAAUUAUGGAAUCAUUUUGGGAAAAAAUAGAAAAAUUGUUGCUGUGCUCUAUCCCGGAUCAUAUAAAGAAUGCAUUAGAGUUGUCAGGUUUCAUUAGUCCGGCAAUUGAAAAUUUAUCGGAUGCGCAAAUAGAUGAUAUAGAAACAGAUGUUCGCCUUUUGUCGGAAACAAUGAAUCUCCCAGCAACUCACCAACAUUUGGAGAAAUAUUGGGGGCGAUACAGCUCUAACCAAAGUAAAUUCAGAUUCAUGGCGGGAGAACGGGCAUUAAUAAAAAAAAUCGCAAACUGUGUUCAACAGAAGGGUUGGUCUCACUUUGGGAAACAAAAGCAUAAGCGACCAACAAAUGUAAGAAGAGGCUGUCAGAAGGAUGCAAUGGCCAUUAUCACGCGAAUCGUAGAUUAUUAUGAAUGCAGAAAUGAUGGAUCUAGUGAAAUAACACAGCUGUGCUCAAAGCUUGAAAGUAUCGACGUAUCUUUCGAAGAAACAGAGGAAACACUAAAAGCCAAGGUUCGAUGUCCCGUUUGUCGACAUCUAAUAACAUGUAGCGCCGAUUAUAAAGGAACAUGGACAAUUUCAAACUUCACAUCGCAUCUCAGAAACAUGCACAAGAUCAUAGGAUUAAAAACAUCAAAUUUCCAGCAAGAUAAAACUCCACAGGCGAAGAAACCGUGUACAAGUGAAAUCGAACCCUUUCAACAUAAGCUGUUGGAUGACGUUUUAUUUGAUGGUGAUGAGUACGGAAUGGAAACUUUAGAAGAGUUCAUGGAUGAAACCACAGAAAAUGCCACUCGUCAAGAAAUUUUUGAACGUAGUGACAGUGCUAUCUUUGAAAAAUCGGUAUCUUCUGUUGAUUUCAACGAAUCUGACCUGCAGCAGGAAGAUCUAAGUAACAAUGCUAUCGUUGCAAAACCGCUAUUGUCUGAAGAUUUAAAUUCAUAGCGUGUCGACAAUUGGCCUCCGUUGAUACGCUAGAACAAAUCGGCCAUUCAUCUCCCAUGAUAUCUCUACUGCAAACUGUACAAAGUCGGCGUAAACACUUGACUCGCAGUUGCGGUAUGCGUUACGCCAGGUGUGAAAGAGAAAUAUUUCUAUACAAAUUCAUACAGCAAGGACCGGAAGCCUAUAAAUUUUUAUAUGCGAAUACUCCAUGUCCAAGCAUUAGAACAUUGCAACGUGAUCUCCAAAAGCGAUCUGAAUUAAUCGAAGAGGGAAAAAUUAGAGUUGAGGAGCUUAAAGCUUACUUGAAAAGAAACAAUCUACCAAUGGUUAUUGUUUUGAGCGAAGACGCCACAAAAAUAAACGGUGCACUUGAGUAUGACUCCACCAAGAAUAAAGUUUGCGGUUUAGUAGCUCCUUUAGAUUGCAGCGGAAUACCACAGUGUGGUUUAUUUGAAGUGAAAACCCCUAAAAAACUAAUUUCUGAUGUCCAAAAAUACCCCACUGGACGCAAUGUUGUGGUAACCAUGGCACAGCCACUAACAUUAACAGCGGCGCCUUUUUGCUUACAGUAUUUUUGUACAGAUAAUAAGUUCACGAGUGCUCAAGUACGCACCAGAUGGAGUGUCAUAAAAAAUAAGUUGAUCGACGUUGGUAUAAGGAUUAUAGCGAAAUCGACAGACGGCGAUCCACGUUAUAUCACUGGUAUGAAAGAAGAUAUGUGUAUUCCUACAAUCACUGACAACCCUUAUGGAGAAAGUUUCGUCGCAUCAUGCAACACCGAUGAUAUUUGCGUGCAAGAUCCCACGCAUACGAUCAACAAGUUCAGGACUAGGUUAAUGCGGCGUGACAAACAGCUUAUUAUUGGUAAGCAUCAAAUUACUCGUACGCACCUCGAAGAUCUUAUUCGUACGGUGUCAAAAGAUAAACAUGGAUUGUCAUUGGGUGAUUUGAAUGAAGACGACAAGAUGAAAUUCCAACCAGUUCUAAAAAUUACUAAACCAGCUGUACUUCACUGGAUGAAACAAUCCGUUGCAGCAAGCCAAGCAACUGUUCUGUAUUUAACGAUGAUGCGAUCAUUCAUGUGUGCAUUUAUGGACUCGUCUGUAUCACCUACGGAUGCUGUUUUCAAAUGCUGGUACACACUGUUUAUAAUAAGGGCCUGGAGACGAUGGUGCUUGUAUAAGUUUAAUACUAUUCAACACUGUAUUACCAGUAAUACGUAUUGGUGCUUAGAACUCAAUGCACACAGCCUAGUAAAAUAUAUCAGCAUCUGUAGAAAUGAAAACAUAAACUAUAUACCAUCACUUCUGCAAAGUCAGACAUGCGAAAGUUUCUUCCGUGCAGCGCGAUCGUUUUCAACAACAGAGUCAACAGUGGUUAAUUUUACAAUGAAAAGUUUUCAAUCUAGACUGAAUCGCAUACAAGCAAAGCAAGAUAUCAUGUAUAGUAGAAACGAAGACUUUUCAUUUCCAAGACUACAAAAAAUA